AACCAAAACGGCGGCGGGCGGAAGAGUUUCUCAGUGAGUCUGUUUACCUGCGACACCAGACGGUCAGGCAUGUGGGGGACAACCAUGGCUAGUGGAGAUGUGUGGAGCGUGCUGGAGGAGUGUGUGAAGAAAAUAAAUGCCAACACCGCACAGCCAGAGAAUUUUCUGAGCCUUCAAGAUGAUGUGGCAGCUGACUUUACCUCUCUCACUAAGACCCUGUAUGACCUCCACAAAGCUCAGGAGCCCGCAGAAUGUAAAGGCAGCCCGCUGGCUCAGCUGGUGGUGGAAAACUUUGAUGAGGAGCAGAUCUGGCAGGAGCUGGAGCUGCAGAACAAUGCUGUGCUGAGACACUUUAAAAAUGCAGCUGAUGAGGCUUUAUCAGAUGAGACAUUAACAUUGCUGGUAGAAGAGGAGGAAGAGGAUAGCAAUGAGGAAGAAGUAGAGUCUGAUGAAAAAGAAGACGUGAAAGAACUGCCCAGACACUCUGCCCAGAAAAUGGCUGUGGAGGCUGAGGAUGGGGAAUUCACAGAUGAGGACUCUGAUUUAGAUUUUGAUGUGGAUGCCCUAGAGAAGCGAGAGAAACAGAAGAAGGAGAUGGGUAGGAAAGGCUCCAAAACAAAGGUGGUUCCCUCUGAGGUUGAUGAUAAGUUCUUCAAACUGUCUGAGAUGGAGUCGUUUCUUGAUGAUAUGGAUAAGCGAGAGGGAAAGGAGGAUGAGGACAAAGACGACGUAGACUAUUUUCAAGACCUGCCCUCGGAUGAGGACGAUAAUCUCGACCUAGAUCAAAUUAUUUCCACAAAAAAGCAAAAGAAAAACACUGUAAAGAGCUCCAGGAAUCUCAAGUACAAGGACUUCUUUGAUGCUGUGGAUAGUGAGCCAGCUAAAGCAGAUGACCAGUCAGAUGGCGAGGAUGAAAGCCAGGAAGAAGGUGAAGAAGAAAUAGAUGACGAGGAAGAUGAUUAUGAUGGUGAAGAGGAGGGUGACGAUGACAUGUUUGUGUCGACCUUUUCCAGGGACGAAGACUCCAAACCAUCUCGUAAGAAAGUGACCUUUAACUUCUCCGGGGACGAGGACAGCGAGGGAGAGGACAUGGAGGACAUUUUUGGAGGAAAAACGGCUAAGUCUGAAUCAAAGUCGUCAUUUGAGAAACGGCAAGAAAAGAUGUCAGAGAAGAUCGAUGAGUUGGAAAAAGCUGCUCUAGCAGCGAAGCCCUGGCAGUUGUCCGGAGAGGUGACAGCACAGACUCGUCCAGAGAACAGCAUGCUGGAGGAAGAUGUGGAGUUUGAGCAGGCAUCCAGGAUGGCCCCUGCUAUCACAGAGGAAACCACACUACAGCUUGAAGACAUCAUCAAACAGAGAAUUAAAGAUCAGGCAUUUGAUGAUGUGAUCCGCAAAGAAAAACCCAAAGAGGACGUGUUUGAGUACAAGAAGAGGUUAACGUUGGACCAUGAGAAGAGCAAGCAGAGUCUAGCAGAAAUCUAUGAGCAAGAAUACCUCAAGCAGACUCAGCAAAAGACGGAGGAGGAGAAGGAGAACCCAGCCCAUGUAGAAAUUCAAAAGCUUAUGGACACACUCUUCCUAAAGUUGGAUGCUCUCUCUAACUUCCACUUCACACCAAAACCACCUGUUCCUGAGGUCAAAGUGGUGUCUAACUUGCCAUCUAUUACAAUGGAGGAGGUGGCUCCAGUCAGCGCUAGUGAUGCUACGCUGCUCGCACCAGAAGAAAUCAAGGAGAAGAGCAAAGCAGGAGAUAUUCUGGGUGAUACUGAGAAGACGUCAACAGACAAGAAGCGUGAGAGACGCCACAAAAAGAUGGUGAAGCGUCUGAAGAUCAAGGAGAAGGAAAAGAGGCAGAAACUUAAAGAGGCCUGUACAACUGGUGAGCACAAAAAGCCCUCAAAGGCUGAAGUCACAGAAAAUCUGAAGAAACUCACAAAAGGAGGCAAAGCCACGAUACUCAAGGACGAGGGAAAGGACAAGGCUCUGCGGUCCUCUCAAGCCUUCUUCUCUCAGCUGCAGGACCAGGUCAAAAGCCAGAUCAAAACUGCAAAAGACCCAUCUUCAACAAAGAAGAAACGCAAAGAGGUUUCUGUCAGCAAACUCAAGUUAUAAUAACUGUGAUAGUUUGUCGUGGAAGAUCAACUUUUUAUUGUACAGAUUCUUUUUUUAUGAGAAAGCUGCAAUAUAUUAAAUCUGAAAGUCCCUGUUAAGUGUUUCCAUUUUCAUUCAAAUAAAUCAAGUGCCCAGA
Messenger RNA from Micropterus dolomieu (smallmouth bass), 2248 nucleotides. RefSeq names its product M-phase phosphoprotein 10 (U3 small nucleolar ribonucleoprotein) (gene mphosph10). Lineage: Eukaryota; Metazoa; Chordata; Actinopteri; Centrarchiformes; Centrarchidae. Gene Ontology annotation, biological process: rRNA processing. The coding region runs from base 70 to 2112 and encodes 680 amino acids. The transcript is spliced from 11 exons. Gene Ontology annotation, cellular component: nucleus; Mpp10 complex; sno(s)RNA-containing ribonucleoprotein complex. The record is from RefSeq and is a predicted model, not a curated record.